GUCAUUAUUAUUAUCGAAAUUUUUAAUGUUGUGACCAAGUUAACUUUUUUCGCCCCUUCCCCCAAAACCUUCAAUGUUCAAAUACCAGCCAUUCGAUGGUACCACAGUAUGGCCAUUUUUGUUAUACGAAAACAGAACGUAAAUCAACCCCAUUAAGAUAUUAAAAAAGAAUAAAAAAAUUGAACGAAAAUUCCGAGAAAAAAAAGUGGAAAACAUCGCAUGAAUGCUGACAAAAAGUUCUACAUGUUUCUAAAACUUAAAUGAAUAGGGAAGCCUGGAAUGACAGAAUUUUUCAGAGACAUUAUUAGCAAGAAGCAUAGUUGGGAAUUUAGGGCCCGAGCAAGCGAGGUGUAUGACUUCGCAGCGACGUGAGCCUACCUGUUAUAGGACUACAAAAUUUUCAUCUAAUAGGCAUCGAAAACUUCAACCAUUUAGAGAAACGUGACUGGCUAGUGAUAUAUAUUCCGAAAAAUUGAUCAAACACCGAAGAUCAUCCAAACCAACAGCCAAUAUCAUUCUUUUGUCUAAAAUCCUACCGCUACCGCGCCACAUCCACCACAAUGAGUGUUAACGUAAAUAGGGGCGUCAGCGAUGUCUUCUAUCGCUACAAAAUGCCACGGAUCCAGGCCAAAGUGGAAGGUAAGGGUAACGGGAUAAAAACCGUUAUUGUAAAUAUGGCUGAGGUCGCUAAAGCCCUCGGCAGACCACCAACGUACCCUACCAAAUAUUUUGGCUGCGAAUUGGGCGCCCAGACCCAGUUCGAUUUUAAAAAUGAACGUUUUAUUGUCAAUGGUUCACAUGAAGCUUCUAAACUACAAGAUCUUCUAGAUGGUUUCAUUCGCAAAUUUGUCUUAUGCCCAGAAUGCGACAAUCCCGAAACUGACCUCAUCGUUUCCCUAAAACGCAAUACCAUCUCGCAGGGAUGCAAGGCCUGCGGCUACCACGGCGUGCUCGAGUCCAACCACAAAUUGAUGACUUUCAUCUUGAAAAAUCCGCCAAAUUCGAAUCCGGCCAGCCAGGGUUCGUCCUUGACCGAAGGCAAGAGAUCCAAGCGAAGCAAACGAAACGGGGAUCCUAACGGUGAUCAGGACGAUCAGGAUUCUACUCUUGAUACAUCUGGUGUUGAUAAUUCUAUUGAUAACACUGGCGGCAGCGACGAUGAUCAAACAGAAUGGGCAGUUGAUGUGUCAGAAGAAGCUGUCAGAGCCAGAAUGCAGGAUCUCACCGACGGCGCCAAGAACAUGACCAUCAGCGACGAUCUGGAGAAAUCCGAGAAGCAGCGCAUGGACAUUCUCUAUAACUUUGUCAAAAUCAAGAGAGAUGCCGGUCUAUUGGAAAACGUUCAGACCCAAAAAGAAUUGUUGGGCGAAGCCGAACGUCUUGAAAUUAAAACUAAAUCUCCUCUCGUCCUAGCCGAACUGCUCUUUGAUCAAAACAUACUGGCUCAGGUGAAGAAGUACCGCACCCUGUUUUUGCGUUUCACUUUGAACGAUAAGAAAGCGCAGCGAUACUUGAUGGGCGGAUUGGAGCAGAUCAUCGCCAUGCAGAGAGACAAGCUGAUGAACAAGGUUCCGGGACUACUCAAAGUCUUCUACGACAUGGACAUUCUCUCUGAAGAUUGCAUCGUUGAGUGGGCAGACAAGGUGUCCAAGAAAUAUGUGGCUAAAGAGGUGAGCCAGGAAAUUCACGACAAAGCAGCUCCGUUUAUAAAAUGGUUGAAGGAAGCAGAAUCUGAAGAUUCUGACAACGACGACGAAAGCGAAGAUGACGUUGAGAUUGAGUACAAUGACAGGGCACAAAUCCAAUUGAAAGUCACCCCUCAACCGAAACCCAAACCAACCGUCGAUGAUGAUGAUGGGCAGGAUGACGUAGACAUCGAUGCCAUUUAAAAAUAUUUUCUAUUACAGGGUGUCAUAGAUUGAGUUUACAUCGGGGCAAUGGACGUACAACCGAAUCAAUUUCGCCAAGUUUUAGAUUAGAAUUUUUUAUUUGCAGUCUUCAUUGCUGUACCUUUGUCUUUUCCAGAUUUACGGUCUCUAUCGAAAAUGUCUUUGGGUGAAAAAAUUUAUAAGAGCAAGGUUUUAAUUUACGUUUGUCUUUAUGUUGCACAGUCUCAAAAUAAUAAUUCAUAUACGAAAUUUCCUAAAAACGCUUAGAAUCGAGUAAAUCAAAUUCUGAUCUAAAACCAUGGGUCUUUGGGAUUGUAAUAUUAAGCAAACAUGCUGUUACCAUCUUUUUACGAAGGUUUUACUGUAGGUUUAGUUAAAUGUUUGCUAAAAUGUGGGAAAUCUUUAUUGGUAUUAUUAUUGCCAGUUGGGGCAAUUAAUGGGAUGGCAGUGCUUUAAUAAUAAUAAAAAAAACUUAAUAGUAAAUAUUUGUUAAGUUAAAAUGUAAUUUUAUCGUACCUAUAGAUCCAUUCUCGAUUAUUCUAAUUGAUUCGGUAAAAGUUCGGUUAACUCCUUUGUAAACUUGGUCAACAAUUAUUGAAUGUCUAUCUUUUUAAUUAGGCCUUGAUUUAAAUAUGUUAAUGUGGUUGAUCAGGAUCCCUAUUCUGUAAUUUUGAGUUUGGAAACAUUAUCUGUUAGCAUUAUAUAAUUUUUAUUUACUAUUUACCAUACUGCAAUAUGUAUUAUAUUAAAUAGCAUUUUCUCAUAUUUGAACUCUUUUUUAAUAUUUGAAUGAAGGAAGACAGUCGAAAACGACAAGAGUA
Molecule: messenger RNA, 2710 nt
Organism: Psylliodes chrysocephalus
Lineage: Eukaryota; Metazoa; Arthropoda; Insecta; Coleoptera; Chrysomelidae
Source: the annotation of a GenBank genome assembly